CACAAAGGUAGUAGGCGGAGGCACGAGGCCACACACACACACACACACACAUUGGAGGGAACCCCAUCAGCUGUGUGAAGCAACACAGCUUUAAUUUACUUUUAUUUUUCCAUCUCCGCUCUGUAGAUUCGUCGUUUUUUUUCCCUAAGAGCUGAUAUUUCAGACAUGCGUCACUGAGAACAGCUACAGCUCUGCGGCAAAAACAAGCAGGACGGACGCAGUAGAGAGAAGAGAAAACACGGACAGCAGCAGCACCAGAAGGAGGUGGAGGAGGAGGCUGUGAAAGAAAGCAUGGAAUAUUUCAUGAUGCCGACAGAGAAGAUCGCGUCCUUACAGCAGUUUAAGAAGAUUGAAAAGGAUGUGAUAGGAGGACUAUGCAGUCUGGCCAACAUCCCCCUCAGUCCAGAGACGGCCCAGGACCAGGAGAGACGAAUCCGCCGUGAGAUCGCCAACAGCAAUGAACGCCGGCGCAUGCAGAGCAUCAAUGCAGGCUUCCAGUCCCUCAAAACACUCCUGCCACAUGCAGAUGGAGAGAAGCUCAGCAAGGCGGCCAUCCUGCAGCAGACAGCUGACUACAUCUUCACAUUGGAGCAGGAAAAGACACAGCUCCUGGCACAGAACAACCAGCUCAAACGCUUCCUCCAGGAGUUCAGCGGUUCAUCUCCAAAGAGAAGGCGAGCAGAGGAGAAGGAUGAGGGGAUCGGUUCUCCAGACACACUAGAGGAGGAGAAGGUGGAGGAGGUGAGGAGGGAAAUGUUAGAGCUGCGGCAGCAACUGGACAAGGAGCGAUCAGCGCGUAUGCAGCUGGAGGAGCAGGUGCGCUCCCUGGACACCCAGCUGCACCCAGAGCGUUUGAAGGUGAUCACCCAACAGCUCGAGGAGGAGCAAGCACUCAUUCAGAGCCAGACGCUCUUACGGCUGCAGCAGAUCCACGCAGCUGACAGACAAACACAGAGUCCACAGGUCCUGGCUCACCCUGCCCCAACCCAUCACCCCACGGUCAUUGUCCCAGCUCCAACACUAAGCCAGCACGCCCACCAUCAUGUCACCGUGGUGACCAUGAGCCCAUCUGGCCACACCAGCACUGUGUCCACAUCCAGGCAGAAUCUGGACACCAUUGUGCAGGCCAUCCAGCACAUCGAACGCACUCAGGGUAGGAGAGCCAGUGCCGAGGAGGAACAGAGACGAGCGGUCAUUGUAAGCCCGGCCCAUGCAGCCAUGGACACGGCCUGCUCGGACACGGACACCGACACAGAGGGAGAGGACUGCUCAAUGAACUGAUUUGCCCUACGAACACACACACACACACACACACACAUACACAAACACUUAAAAUGCCUACUCACUGUAAGAUUCCCCCAAGGAGCUUGACUACUUUUUAAAAGAAAAUCUGUCUCUGGCAUUAUCCAAACUCCUAAAUCCAGUGGUUAAGCUCAGUGUCAAUCUUGUACUGUAAAAUCUCUGAAUAUCGAAACAUAGGAUGGUCAGCGUGUACAGGAGACCCUGUGGGAUUUCUAGAGGCGGUUUUAUCAAUGUCUGAGCCGGUCUGUCACUACUUGAAAGAAAACUUGGAGGGUCUCCUUUAUGUAAACAGCUCUCGGUUUCGGUCUGUCCUUCAUUUGUGUUUUUAUGUGUUCAUCGAUCUGCUCAUCCUCACUGGCACGCUGACAGUAUUAUUUGUCCUACAAACUGGUGGACGUAGUGUCGUGGAGAGUUGAAUGUAACAACAGAAUAAGCCAAGCAACUCUUGAUUUUGAGAAGGGACACGGUGUCGCGGUGUUUUUCGUCCUCAGUCUUAACUUUUGAAUUCCUGUGCGAGUGGCCAUGGCAAACUGACUCAAAACGACAACCGAGGGCAUUUCUAAAAAUGUAAAGUUUGUAAAUGAAAAGCACUAGACUGCAAAUUAUGUUUGACGAUAUGCACGGGAGAACAGGUGGGGCUGCACCUAACCAUUAUUUUCCCGAUUUAGUUUAGUAAUUGUAAAAACCCGAAAUACAAGCAAAUUAUUCAGUCUUAUAAUUUCUUUGUUAUAUGAAGCAAAGACACAGAAAAAAAGGAACUUAAUCGAUGAUUAAAAUUAGUUGACACUUAAUUUAGUAAUCGACUAAUCAUCGCAGCCCUAAAACAGGUUUACUUGAAACUAUUCUGAUAUGAAUAAGCCCUUAAAAAUAAGCUGAACAAUUUAUAUUAAUCAUUUUUGGUGUCAAAUGCUCAUGUUUUUAUCAACUUGUUUUAUUUCUGUCAUUGUUACUGAAUGUUGAAGGUGAACCUGUUGAGAUUGACAACUUUAAAAUUGGAGGUUUGUCAGGUGUUCAUCGGGAACAGGAGGCCUUCAGAUGAAUUGAUGAAGUUUCAACCCGUCUGCGUUAUUGGUUUUCUGCAGGUGAUGGUGUUUGUGCUCAUCUUAAGAAAACGGAGAGAAUCAAAUGUUUGUGGCUCGCUGACCGCUUUUGUAACGAUUUUGUGUCAGUUUUUAAUCAAUUUCAUACGAUUGUUCAUGUAAAAAAUAUAUAUAUAUAGAAAAUUGGUGUGAGGCCAAUGAAGCGUUGAAGGCUUCCAGUGUUCCCUCCAGAUUUCAGUCAGUCUUCUGGUCUUGCUUUUGUUGAUUUCCGUGACUAUGCACUAGUUUUUUGCAAUUUAUGCAAACCCAUCUUCAGUACGUGUUCAGUAUGUGUCGGUGCCAUUUAUACUCGAGGCAAAGUUAUCUAUGCACCGUUGGUAGGUGUCCACAUUACAUCUACAGAAUCUCUGAAACUUGACACGCGUGUAUCAAAAGAAUGUAGUGGCCUCUACUCGCAAGGUGCUCUCUGUCAACCUGGUGCUUCAGAGACGAGCAGUGAACUGAGGCCGAAACUCGUCACAUAACUCCACACUUGAUUUGUUUUUUUUGUUCUUGUUUUGGGGGGGGGGGGUAAUUUGUCAUUUCCACAUGUUGGAAUUGCGCAAAAGUAGGGAGAGCGUCGAGGAGUUUGUCUGAUAACGAAUGGCAACACCCGGAGCCGUCUCUUGAUAUUGAAAAUGUAAAACCACAGCACAAAAAGGGUCUCACUUUUCCAAACUCUUAAAAAAAAAACUGGAAAGAAAAGUGUUCUGCAGCCUUAAUUGUGAAGCCAAGUUCACAAACGUCAAUCGGCAACGUGAUUUCAGUGCAUCAAAUGCCACAAAGAGUGCAAGAUCGGUAUUCAGUGAGACUGAAAUUUGACUGAAACUGCAGAUCCUCUCCAACAAUCUCCACUCCUCCUUUUUUAAAAACACACCAAAUCUGUGCACCUCAUGUUACAUUGCUUGUAUUAAUCCCGGGAAUUUGACUGGAAAUCUCUUGCUCCGAGCGUCUCUCCUGUCGUCUUCUAUUUGAAAUGCUGACUUGAUGCUGUAAACAUUCCCUUUUGUUUGGAUUAGUAUCUGUCUUUUGAUCUCCCGCGUGUUCUGUUGCCAAUUGAAUGCAUGUUACUAAUUGCCAUUUCCUCUCGUCUAAAGUGAGCUUUUGUUUUGACAUUUGUUUACUUUUCUGAGGGUUUUUCAUGUUGUUUUUUUAUAAUCACAUGACUGGUGCAUUCAGUUUGAUACUGUCAUUUUGGCGUUGCGUGGACACUCGCUGACAUCAGUUCUAUGUCUGGUUAGAUUAGUAUUUUCAUACCACACGGAGUGAGAGCGGGGCUUAUUGUUAGUGGAGCUUUGUUUAAAGGGUUUGGCGUUCUGCUGACUGAAGUUGGCGCGGCCGCAGUGGGAGUUUGGGUGAAGUUUGUCGGUCAGAAAAACACGCGUUCCUGUAAAUUGUGUAGCAGCACUGCUGUCAGUAGUUGGUAUUUUCAGAUAUUCGAUAUGAAGCACUUGCUGUUCUGUACUUUCUGAAUCAGUGACGAGGAACUUUUGUUUUAUGGCAUUUAUUUUUCUUCCGUAAAAGCCCUUUUGCUGUGACGCAAUUUAACAUCUGUUUAUUGUGUUUUUGCUUUUUUCUGUUUGUUUUUUUUCAUUUGUCAUUAUUUGUCCUGUUAUCCUUUUUUUGGUGACAAGCAUUUUUAUAUAUAUUUUUGUGUGUUUGUUUUUUUCUCCAUCAGUCCAGGUCGAUGAGAAGCUGUUAUAUUUUGUUAAUAAAAAAAAACUUGGGUAAAAAGGCCUUUGUAAAGAUGAAAAAAUAAAUAAAAAUUUGUACUUUUUUAUUACA
Molecule: messenger RNA, 4166 nt
Organism: Solea solea (common sole)
Lineage: Eukaryota; Metazoa; Chordata; Actinopteri; Pleuronectiformes; Soleidae
Product: transcription factor AP-4-like
Exons: 7
Coding region: 292-1281 (329 amino acids)
Biological process (GO): regulation of transcription by RNA polymerase II
Cellular component (GO): nucleus
Molecular function (GO): RNA polymerase II cis-regulatory region sequence-specific DNA binding; DNA-binding transcription factor activity, RNA polymerase II-specific; protein dimerization activity
Source: RefSeq, a predicted model, not a curated record